This is a messenger RNA of Nannospalax galili (Upper Galilee mountains blind mole rat), 2957 nucleotides long. RefSeq names its product transmembrane protein 230 (gene Tmem230). NCBI's taxonomy places the organism in Eukaryota, Metazoa, Chordata, Mammalia, Rodentia, Spalacidae. Gene Ontology annotation, cellular component: synaptic vesicle; endomembrane system. The transcript has 4 exons. The record is from RefSeq and is a predicted model, not a curated record. Bases 350 to 712 code for a protein of 120 amino acids. Gene Ontology annotation, biological process: synaptic vesicle transport.
AACAUUUUUAUUCUGUUGGGUUUUUUUUUUGUUUUUCAGCAAGCUACACUGUGUGGAAAGUGAAAUGAUUUGUUUCAGUGCUUGGGGUGGGGCAGAGAGGCAGGUGUAUUUGAAGUGUCUGGUGUGAUGAUAGUAACCAAGAAGUCAUGCCAUAGAUCAUUUGCAUUGAGGAUGAUGUCACAUCAAGGAGAAAUGGGCGAGUUGCUGGUGUUAGUGUAUGCCAUUCCUCCUCCUGUCUUCCUUUCCUAACAAGAAAAAUCAUUAUCUGCUCUCAAGGAGAGGCAAGAGCAGGCACUUCGGAGUGGUCGAGACCGUGGACGGUGUGUCAGACUAGCUGUGUCGGCGUGUUAUGAUGCCAUCUCGUACCAACCUGGCUACUGGAAUCCCCAGUAGUAAAGUAAAAUAUUCAAGGCUUUCCAGCACAGAUGAUGGCUACAUUGACCUUCAGUUUAAGAAAAGCCCACCUAAGAUCCCCUAUAAGGCCAUUGCACUUGCCACUGUGCUGUUUUUGAUUGGUGCCUUUCUGAUUAUUAUUGGCUCCCUCCUGCUGUCAGGCUACGUCAGCAAAGGGGGGGCAGACCGAGCCGUUCCUGUUCUCAUUAUUGGCAUUUUGGUGUUCCUGCCCGGAUUUUACCAUUUGCGAAUUGCCUACUAUGCAUCUAAAGGCUACCGGGGUUACUCCUAUGAUGACAUUCCAGACUUUGAUGACUAGCAGUCACCUCUGCCUUGAAAGAAGUCACGAUGCACCCUCUUUAAGACAUUAAGCUGGAACUAUGGCUGAGGGCUGAGGGAGUCUACAAUUUGCAGUGUUUGGUAAACAAUGGCCAGAUUGUAUGGGUCCAUCCCAAAAAUGCUCACUGAGCUUUACAGUUAGCUAAUUAGGGCAUGUUCUGUUCUUCAUCUCCUGGCCUUGGCAAAGCUUGACAAGUUUUUCCACAUGAGUUUGCAUCAUGCAAGAAUAAUAAGGUUGAUUGUCUGGGAAGCAAGUGAUUCUGUAGUGGAAAGUAUUAACCUCUGUAGAGUUGAACAUUUCUUUUAAAGAGUCAUCGUCAUCAGUUUGUUUUUGUAGUAUAUGGAAGAAAGCAUUAUGUCUAAUUUCUUACUACUAAGUAAUUUAUUUUUAAAAUGUCUUAAGUAUCUCAUUCCUUACAUUUACCUCUACCUUCAUGUUCUGGUAAAAUCAAAUAUUUGUGGGUCUGUCUGUAGUAUUUUUUACACUCUUAUUGACAGCAACUGGGAAUUUUUAAACCACAAAGUAGGUUUUCAAAAUAUAAAGACUUCCUCUAGUUUCCCAGUCGAUUGUCCUGCACAAAAUUGAGGUCAUUCUGUCCUUUGUAGAUCAAGAAGGUCUGUGUAUCAGACCUUUAAUGAUUGGACUUUGGCUGCUUUUAUAGUAAAAGCUGUAGAUAAGUGGUUAGUACUUAAGAGUUUAUAACCCUGUUGCUGGCACCUGGUACUGGGAUAUCAUUCUGCUAAAGAUUACAAGACUUGGCAUGGAUCCCUGGGAAUAUAUGAGGCUGAGUCUGAUUUUUAGCUUGCAAAAAAAAUGACAUUAAAAAAAAUAAAGUGUCAUUAUCCAAAUCCUAGACUUAGAAUGAAUUAACUUUAGGCAUAUUUCAGGAAAACAUUUUGAUGGUAUUUUUAACCCUAAUACCCAGGACUACCUUUGUUUUUAGGUAACUGGCAUUAUAUUAUGAGUCAGACUGGGCACCUAGAAGCCUGGACAUGCCGUCAACUGAGAUUUGGAAGACUGUGAAUAGGGCAGGUUUGGGGGAAAGAAAAUUUUUGGAUAUGCUGAAACUUGAUGUCUACUCAACACCAAGGAGACCUACGGAGGGCAGCUGUAGUAUGCUAUGUCUGGAAGUCAGGACUGGGUCUUGUCUGGAGAUAGAAAUGUUGGAGUUGGUGUCGGAUAGUAUCUUCAGAGCCGUGGGGCUGGGUGAGAUCACCAGUGGAAUUAGUGUAUGUGGAGAAGAAGAAAGAACUCAGGAAAUAUAGCAGUGACCUGAAGCAUCCACCAAGUUUGGUUGUAUUUAGAAAUGGAAAGGAACAGAAAAGGAAAGAAAUGGGAAGGGAGCCUGAGGUUUCUCAGCCCUUGGACCUUGACAGUAAAGAUGUGAAGUGGAAUGUAAUACAGAAGGCUUUUCUGUUGAGUACUGCUUAUAAAGCUAAGGCUGGAUUGUUUCAGCCAGACCAAAAAGCAUGGUUCUGUUAAUAAGGUAAUAAUCUCAGCUCUCAAGAGGCAGAGGUAGGCAGAUACUCUGAGUUCAAGGCCAGUUGGGGCUACAGGGAGACCCUGUCUCAAAAAGACCCCCUGCAAAAAAAAACAUACUACUAAGGAAGGGAAGUCGAAAUGCAACAGAAGGGUAUGAAACGAGCAGUAGACGUGUUGCUCCAGCUUACCUCGCAAGGCUUUGUAGGCGAAUUCCUGACACUGCUUUCCAGAGAUUCCCUCUUCCUCUCCCCCAUCCCCUCAUCCCCUGCCCUGCCUCUUUUUUUUUUCCUGUGAGACUGGGUCUUACUUUGUAACUCUGGCUGAUCUAGAACUCCCAAUAUAGACAUAUAGACAAGGCUGGCCUCAAACUUCCAGUGAUCCUCUUCCUGCCUCUGCCUCCCAUGUGCUGGGAUUAAAGGAAAUUACCACAUUGUUUCAAGCCUGAGGCCUCACUGUUGCUAGCACUCUACCUGAGCCACAGUCCCAACCCAUUCUUUUUCAUGAUCUUACAGGUGUAUUUUUCUAUCCUGUACAGUAUGUAGUGGUAGCACCCCAAGGCUUCAUCCUGGGCCGGGAAUCCCUCUAAAUGUAGCCUGAGGAAUGACGCUGUUCACACUAAUAAUCUCAUUCUAAUUGGCCUCAUACAGAAGUUUCUUUUAUCAAACUGUCAAGAUCAGAUUUGUAUGAAUUAAUUGUAAUUGUAUUCCUUAGUGUUUAAUAGAAAAAGUCCAAGUCUCCAUAA